AUGGUAUGGCUCCCAGGGAUAAACGACCUCAACCGCGACAAGAACAACACCAACAAUGACAAAGACCCUAACAAUGACCUUUUUCAAGAUUUAAAGACGCGUUUAGACUCGUUACCUACCUCUGCCAUCGCCAUUGCUUCGUUUGCGACUGGUGCAGUAACAGCAGUAUUCAUCACAACGUUCCAUGUACGCUACGGGAGGCGUCUAAAGAACGGCGAAUGGAUUACGCCUGACUUCCUCGGUAGGAAUAGUUGGAUUAAGGGUGUUGUGACUUCUGUAGGAGACGCUGAUAACUUUCGAUUAUACCACACACCCGCCCUGGGCGGUUAUACCUGGCCGUUCAAGUUCAGGACGAUACCCAGUCUAUCAAAAGAUUUAAAGGACCAAACCCUUCAUAUUCGUUUAGCGGGAGUUGAUGCCCCGGAGGCAGCCCAUUUUGGUAAACCAGCCCAGCCAUAUGCUGCUGAGAGUUUAGCAUGGCUGCGGGAGACACUUCUAGGCAAAAAGGUCUAUUGUCAGCUAAUUCGACGAGAUCAGUAUUCGCGUAUCGUUGCACAUGUCCACCUCCGUCCUCGAAUACUUCCUAGUUCGCUCUUUCGGGGGAGGAAUGUGUCCCUGGAACUGUUAAAGGCGGGGUGGGGCACUAUAUACGAGCAGGCUGGCGCUGAAUAUGCAAAAGGGAGGAAAGACGAAUAUAUUCGCAUUGAAGCUGAAGCCAAGUUUGUGACUAAAAUUAUAAAUAGCCUUUUGCCCAUCAUUUUGAACAGGGCCGCAAGACGAGGGAUUUGGAAGCAUGGGAAGUCGGCCGAGACUCCAGCAGAGUACAAGCGAAGAUAUGCAGGGUAG
Messenger RNA from Laccaria bicolor S238N-H82, 846 nucleotides. RefSeq lists its product as uncharacterized. The coding region runs from base 1 to 846 and encodes 281 amino acids. The record is from RefSeq and is a predicted model, not a curated record. The transcript has 6 exons. Gene Ontology annotation, cellular component: mitochondrion; cytoplasm. NCBI's taxonomy places the organism in Eukaryota, Fungi, Basidiomycota, Agaricomycetes, Agaricales, Hydnangiaceae.